AUGUUGAGAACUGUGAAACCACGCAAUGCUAGGUCAAAACGGGCUUUGGAGGCUCGUGAAGCCAAGGAGGUCGAAGAUGUUCGAACAGCGAUAUUUGUAAAGGGAACUCAUACAGGGGAGAUUGUGAACGGUGUGAUGAAAGAGCUGAUGGCACUCAAACGACCAGACACAAUAUCGUUCUCGAAGAAAAACACCAUUCACCCCUUUGAGGACGCUUCGUCCCUUGAAUUUUGGGCGGGCAAAAAUGAUGCGUCCAUGUUCCUCGUGGGCCAGUCUACGAAAAAGAGACCUGCAGGUCUUAUCAUCGCGCGUACAUUCGACUCGAGACUACUAGAUAUGUGCGAACUUGGAGUAGACAAGUUCGUUAGCAUGGCAGAGUUUAAAACACCAAAAUCAACACCAGGACAUAAGCCCAUGAUGCACUUCGCAUCAGAACUAUUCGAUACCCAUCCACGAUUUGUUCAAGUAAAAUCCUUGCUCAUGGAUCUCUUCAAUGGAGAAGUCAUCGAUUCGAUAUGUUUGCCAGGAUUGGAGCAUGUUAUCAGCGUUAGCGUCGGGCCUGCUCCCUCGCUACAAACAGUAAAUCCUAUUCUAGGCGACUCCCAGGAAGAGGACAUCCAAAAUCUACCCAAAAUCCAUAUACGGACAUACACCGUGAAACUACUUCCGUCGGGAACGCGUGUACCACGAGUUGAAUUGACGGAAAUGGGCCCUUUCCUUGACCUAUCACUGAGACGCCAUCAAGCCGCUGAUCCAGAGAUGUGGAAGGCUGCUAUGAGACGACCAAAAUUGAAGAAGCAAGACCUGGAGAAGGGUCUUGGAAAGAAGAAGAAAAACAUGGAAGUGGACGAAAUGGGCGACUUGAGGGGACGGCUGCAUAUCGCGAAGCAAGAUCUCAACAAGCUCCAAACGCGGAAGAUGAAAGGCUUAAAGAGUAUACCGGUGGAAGAGGAUGGGAGUUCAGACGGCGGCGAGCAGGAGGAGGAACCUCGACAGAAAAAGCGAAAGUGGGAUUAA
This is a messenger RNA of Suillus subaureus, 1017 nucleotides long. Its product is annotated as Brix-domain-containing protein. Gene Ontology annotation, biological process: maturation of LSU-rRNA from tricistronic rRNA transcript (SSU-rRNA, 5.8S rRNA, LSU-rRNA); ribosomal large subunit assembly. The transcript is spliced from 4 exons. The coding region runs from base 1 to 1017 and encodes 338 amino acids. Gene Ontology annotation, molecular function: rRNA binding. Lineage: Eukaryota; Fungi; Basidiomycota; Agaricomycetes; Boletales; Suillaceae. The record is from RefSeq and is a predicted model, not a curated record. Gene Ontology annotation, cellular component: nucleolus.